Alternaria ventricosa is the source of this 1524-nucleotide messenger RNA. RefSeq lists its product as uncharacterized. The coding region runs from base 1 to 1524 and encodes 507 amino acids. Gene Ontology annotation, cellular component: membrane. The record is from RefSeq and is a predicted model, not a curated record. NCBI's taxonomy places the organism in Eukaryota, Fungi, Ascomycota, Dothideomycetes, Pleosporales, Pleosporaceae. Gene Ontology annotation, biological process: arachidonate metabolic process. The transcript has 5 exons.
AUGUCGGGAGAUCUUCGACUUCUCAGUCUCGAUGGUGGAGGCGUACGUGGUCUGGCCUCACUGUACAUGCUGAGAAAGAUACUAUCUUUGGUUGGCAGCCCAAAACCAUGUGUCUACUUCGACAUGAUUUGCGGAACGAGCACAGGAGGUUUGAUCGCUAUCAUGCUCGGUCGACUGGAGAUGUCCGUCGAUCAGUGCAUUGAGGCGUAUACCGAACUGAUGGACGUCGUCUUCGACCCAAAAGACAAGAAACUGCCUUUCAAAAUUCGAAAUGGUAAAGUUCAGCCUCGGUACAAGACGAAACACAUGGAGAAAGCGAUCAAGCAGGUGAUGUCCAACGCUGGGUGGACAUCAGAUGAUAGGUUCAGAGGGGUUGUGAUUGCCAUGACAGAGGAAAGCCGUGUCCCGAUACGCUUCACCGAUUAUGAGAAGGCCGGCGAGCAUUCCAACUUCUACAACGAAGUCAAGAUCUGGGAAGUAGCUCGUGCUACGUCCGCGGCAACAUCGUUCUUUGCACCGAUGGAAAUCACACAUUCUGGUGAGCCUAGACGGUUUCUUGACGCAGGCAUCGGAUCCAACAAUCCCAUCGACGAACUCUAUCUCGAAGCGAUGUCGCUGUUCGAAAAGUCUGAAGAAGAGUUCGACAAGCAGAUCCGAGUGUUGGUAUCAAUCGGUACCGGCAGACCAGCAUUACACGGAUUCGGCGAAAAGGUCACCGAGGUCGCGAAGAGCAUUGCUUCGAUCGCAACAGAGACUCAGAACACAGCGAACAGGUUUCAUCGGACGCACAAAACGUUGGCGAGCCGGGGCGGAUACUUCAGGUUCAAUCCUCCUGAUCUCUCUGAUGUGGCGAUUGACGAAGCGAGCAAGAAGGGCAUCAUUGCGUCACGAACUGAUACGUAUGGUAACGAUGCGCAAGUUAUGGAGAUGGUGGAACACUGGGUGAAAGUGGCAGGAACUGAGAAAAAACCAAUCAUCUCACCAACUCCAUCUGCAAAUCACAUCAAGCCUGCUGUGACGAAGCUAUUCUAUUCACUGCACAAAGGACCCAAGUACAUUAAAGAAUGCGACCCCCAAGAUAGAAAAGUAACUUUUAGCGCCUUCUUUGAGCAGUUCGGCCCCGAUGCGAAGCCAUCAUCUAACCACGUCUUCGAAACCUGGGCGCGCCUUCUCCGAGAUAAGCGCGACGUACGCAACAGCAUACAUCGGAAGCCGUUCGUGAUGGCGAUCUUGUACAUGCUCCAUGUCGAAUCUAGUCUUGAUAUCACCAAGAUGACAAACAUUGACCCUAAUCGGCGCGAGAUGCUCAAAAGAUUCUCGAAGUGGGUACCAUGCAAGUGCGACACUCGCUGUGGCCGCGAGUGGAACUUUGUGAACGAGGUCGGGCUAUCGCGCGGCGGAAAUGGUGGUGCUGAAUGCGAUUUGCUCGAGCUAUUCGACAGCAGUAAGUGGAAGUUGGUGUUUAAGAGCGAUAAAGUGCGGAAACUAGAGGCGACCAGGAAGGUAUGGGAAGCAUCGGCAUGA